This is a messenger RNA of Ilex paraguariensis (yerba mate), 772 nucleotides long. The record is from the annotation of a GenBank genome assembly. Lineage: Eukaryota; Viridiplantae; Streptophyta; Magnoliopsida; Aquifoliales; Aquifoliaceae.
AUGGGCUGUUGGCCUGCCCAGCCCACCCUUAUGUUUGACCUGAAAACUUCAGACGAUCCUCAUUCCAUGGCAGUCCGAACCCAGAAGCAACCUGAAGCCACGUUCCCAGUUUUGUCCCUGGUUUUGCAUACGGUGCCUACCCCAGUUCUCUCUCUCUCUCUCUUGAGAGAUUACAUCAGAACGUCGAACGGGGAGGUUUUCGCUGUGGAAGGUUAUUUUUUGGGACAAAACAAAGCGUUCAACCUUAGGAAUUCACGCUUUUUUUCACUGAUCUGGUACCGGUACCCUCCGUUCUUGACAUUUGAUCAACAAAAGAUGAUUGACGAUCGACAGCUGGGAUUGUUCGCCAACUUUCUUGGCAUUUUUAUAUUUGUUUUGGCAAUUGCUUACCAUUAUGUGAUAGCCGACCCGAAGUAUGAAGGCAACUUAAACUUUAUGAUGGACUGGAUUGCAAAGAUGCCUGAAAGACAGUCUGCUUGAAGAGAAUUAAGAUGGUAUCGGGAAGACCGGUAAUGUUAUGGUCAUCUCCUUUGGGAUGAUUAGCCCCAUCUAUGUCAGUGGCUGGUCCAAGGACAAAUGACAUAUAACUUGUGAACUAUAUUUGAAUGCAAUGUAAUGUAUUUUUGAAGGAUGUUAAGGCAAUUGCAAGGACUAAUUGUCAAUCAUGGGAAAGACUACAUAAUUGACACGGUAUCAUACCAAAAAUCAUAAUUUUUUUAGGAAAAGUUGUAAUUUUUUUAGGUACAAGUUAUGGUUUGUAUAAAAUAUAAUG